AUGCCAAGCGAACAGCAAGGCCCUGGCCGUCAACUCGAUAGGCCGCGUCACGUUCAGUUGCCCGCACAAAGGGGCCCUACGCGGCGGUUAUGGACCAGGUGGGAAGAGCAUGAAGAUGAUUGUAUCAUCGCUGCUUAUGUCCACUGGUUAAACCCGGCCAACCGAGUGGCAGGUGAGAAGCAAGAGGCUACGUUACACAGAUACUUCUACGAGGCCUUACCCAACUCUGAGAGGACGGCGGAACAGGUCAGUGUACGCCUGCGUCGAAUCCGACAACGCGAGGACUUCAACACGAAGGUCGAAAUUCUACGACGACGUGCAGACCCCAAUCCUGAUGAUCGGGAAGACCUGCGGCGUGACCCUGACGAGCAUCCCGAUGAUCUUGAGCAAGGGCAGCUUAACCCAGUCCGAGAUGCUCUUGCUGCGGUGGCAGAA
Molecule: messenger RNA, 435 nt
Organism: Perkinsus marinus ATCC 50983
Lineage: Eukaryota; Perkinsozoa; Perkinsida; Perkinsidae
Exons: 1
Source: RefSeq, a predicted model, not a curated record